Molecule: messenger RNA, 3856 nt
Organism: Camelina sativa (false flax)
Lineage: Eukaryota; Viridiplantae; Streptophyta; Magnoliopsida; Brassicales; Brassicaceae
Source: RefSeq, a predicted model, not a curated record
UCUUUUCCUCCUCCCUCCGCACCCAAAACCCCCAGGGAGAGAGAGAGAGAGAGAAGUGAGAUUGCUCCUAAUCAGAAGCAAUCUCACCUUUGGGAUAACAUAUUUUUCUUCCCGGUGACUCGAAAAACGAAGCUUCUUUUGCUUUUCAUUUCACAAAGGUUCUACUUGAAAACUCCGGCGGCUAACGUUUUCGCCGAUCUUCUCACUUCUCUUUCGAAGUUUCGUCUUCUAACCAAGGAAACGAAAUAAGCUCCUCUUCACCUUUUGAGUAACGUGAUCCGUUUCUAACAAAGGGUUCUUCGUUUUGUUUGGCUGCUAAAAAAAGAAACCUGAUUUUUUUUUUUCUUGGAAGAAGAGAUGAAGAGACUUAGAGACGAUGUUCAACCUGAACCUCAACCUCAAAAGCGAAGGACUGAGGUUUCAUCUCGAGGAGAAACAAACAAGCAACCUAAAACCCUUGAUGCCCUGACGUAUCUCAAAUCUGUUAAGGAAAUUUUUCAUGACAAUAAAGAGAAAUAUGAGUCAUUCCUUGAGCUCAUGAAGGACUUUAAAGCUCAGAGAAUCGACACUGAAGGUGUCAUAGAAAGGAUUAAAGAAUUGUUCAAGGGUUACAAGGACCUACUUUUAGGUUUUAAUACUUUCUUGCCCAAAGGAUAUAAAAUAACCCUUCAGCCGGAGGAAGAGAAACCUAAGGUCCGGGUGGAUUUCAAAGACGCUAUCGGUUUUGUCACCAAGAUUAAUACGAGGUUCGGAGAUGAUGAACGUGCGUACAAAAGUUUUUUAGACAUCCUGAAUAUGUAUAGAAAGGAAAGAAAGUCCAUCUCUGAGGUCUACAAAGAGGUUACUAUGCUAUUCAAGGGUCAUGAAGAUCUACUCAUGGAGUUCGUUAAUUUCUUACCUAAUUGUCCAGAAUCAGCUCCUUCAGCUAAGAAGGCAGUACAGCGUCACAAGGGCACUGAAACUUCUGAUAAGAAACUAAAACUGCGAUGUAAGCUUGAGGAUAAUUCUGAACACUCUGACCAACGAGAAGAUGGUGAUGAGAACCUUGUCGCUUGUUCCCCUGACUCCCUUGUCAAAGAAGGUCAUCCAGGAGAUUUUCAAGAUGAUGAAAAUAGAGAAGAUACUGAAACAGAUACAGCAGAUAGAACUGAAAAAAGUGCAGCAUCUGGCAGUAAAGAUAUCGGAAAUCACAAACCCACCACCCCGUAUGUGGGAACACCUAUAAAUGAACUUGAUCUCUCUGAAUGCACUCAGUGUACGCCAAGUUAUCGGCUCCUGCCAAAGGAUUAUGCAGUUGAGAUUCCAAGCUACAGAAAUACACUUGGUAAAAAGACACUCAAUGACCACCUGGUAUCUGUCACCUCCGGGAGUGAAGAUUACUCAUUCAGUCAUAUGCGCAAAAACCAGUAUGAAGAAAGCUUAUUUCGGUGUGAGGAUGAUAGGUAUGAAAUGGACAUGUUACUAGGAUCUGUAAGUUCAGCAAUCACACACGUGGAAAGCCUUCUGGAAAAGAUGAACAACAACACUAUCUCAGUAGACACUAAUAUAUGUAUCGAGAAACACUUAUCAGCUAUGAACUUAAGAUGCAUUGAGCGGUUAUACGGUGAUAAUGGGCUUGAUGUCAUGGAUCUUUUGAAGAAGAACAUGCAUAGUGCUUUACCGGUGAUACUGACGCGCUUGAAGCAGAAGCAAGAAGAAUGGGCAAGGUGCCACUCUGAUUUCCAGAAAGUUUGGGCUGAAGUAUAUGCUAAGAAUCACCACAAGUCACUAGAUCAUCGUAGUUUCUAUUUCAAGCAGCAGGACUCUAAGAACUUGAGCACAAAAUGUUUAGUGGCAGAGAUAAAAGAUAUCAGUGAGAAAAGGCAUCAAGAAGAUCUGCUUCAAGCUAUUGCUGUUAGAACUAUGCCCUCUUUUACUCCGGAUUUGGAGUUUGAUUAUUGUGAUACACAAAUUCACGAGGAUUUAUAUCUGCUAAUCAAGUAUUACUGUGAAGAAAUAUGUGCCACUGAACAAUCAGAUAAGGUAAUGAAGCUGUGGAUAACCUUUUUGGAGCCCAUGUUUGGCACUCUUUCGAGGUCUCAAGGUGACCUUGCUACGGAAGAUGUAUCAAAGUUGAAAAACAACCAAGAAUUGCAUGAUGCAUGCGUGGCAGUGAAGGACAGCUCUUCUGGGUCAAAGGGUAAACAUCCAAUAUCCCCAAAACUGCUGAAAGAUAAUCCAACAAUGCAAGGAAGCUCGCCUGGGAAAGAUGUCUCAGCCAAUAUAAUGAAAGCUGCUCAGCAUGAUAAACUGCAAGAUGAUACAGAUAUGUCUUAUGAGGUUAUUCAGUCUACCAAACUUGUGUCAGCCAGAAACGAUCAGAUAAUGGAGGAUGUAUCAGUGGUAAAUCAUGAGGCUGAGCGAGAAGAGGGUGAAUUAUCUCCCACUAACAGUUGUGAGCAAGGUAACUUUGAUGUUAGCGGACAAAAUGGCCUCAAGCCUUUACAAAGGGUGAUGGACAAUGUAACAAGCAAUACAUACCAGCAAAGUUGUGAUAAAAAGGGAGCAUAUUGCACUGAAACGGGAACAAAGGGAAAUACUCACCCUGAAGAUGACGAAAAUUGUCACAAGUUAUCAGAGGAUAAUGAGACCGCCUCUGAAAAGGUUGCUUCAGGAACCAAGUCUGGUUGUCAUGAAAAGCAUAAGGAGCCUAUUAGUGUGGCUGGAGAGGUGGCUAAUGGAAAAGAAGGUGAAGAUGGAUCCUUUGCAUUUACAGAGCGGUUUCUGCAAACUGUAAAACCUGUUGCCAAGCAUAUGUUGUAUGAGAGAAUACAAUCAGCAAAGAAACAUUCAGAAAAGAAGUGGAAGGCUCCGGAUAACACAACUCCUGAUUCUUAUCCCAGGUUCAUAGAUGCACUCUAUAAUUUACUUGACGGCUCUAGUGACAAUACAAAGUUUGAAGAUGAAUGCCGAGCUAUUUUUGGAGCACAGUCAUAUGUUCUUUUCACAUUGGACAAGUUAGUUCAGAAGUUUGUUAAGCAUCUGCAUGCUGUUGCAGCUGAUGAGACAGACACCAAGCUUCGACAACUACAUGCGUAUGAGAACUACAGAAAACUGGGGAGAUUCGUUGAUCUAGUGUAUCAUGAGAAUGCACGUGCCCUCCUCCAUGAGGCAAACAUAUACCGGAUCAGAUAUUCAUCAGCAAAAACACGUCUCUCUAUUCAGCUUAUGAACUGCGGGAAUAACCAGCCUGAAGUAGCUGGUGUAGCCAUGGAGCCGGAUUUUGCAAAUUAUCUACAAAAAAAGUUUCUGACAUCCGUCAAUGAUGAUGAGAAUCAUGGACUGUUUUUGAAAAGGAACAAGGAGAAAUUCACUAAUGUAAAUGAAUCUUCGGGGGAUACAAUUGCAAUGGAAGGAUUGAGUAUUAUUAACGAGAUUGAAUGUAAAAUGGCUUGCAGUUCUUCAAAGGUGAAGUAUGUAGCAAACACAUCAGAUCUUUUGUAUAGAAACAAACAGGGGAAACAGAAUUCAAAGGGACCGAGGCUUAAAAGAGUUAGUGAAAUUUCGAAACAGAGAAGAAUAUUGCGGUUUCACAUUAUGCUGAAUUGCAAACUUUGUGCCUUGCCUCCUAUAUAACCUGUGUUGAGGUUCCUGAUGGUAGCGGCUCUUAUGGCUCUUAGAGGUUAUGCAAAGCUUUUGGUGGUGGAGAAGUUUACUUGUUUUUUGACGUGAGAUGAACUAGGAUCGUAUAGCUCAUGAUUCACUAGGCCACAUUUGUUUUGUUUUGCGUUUGGAGCCUUACAUUUUGGUGUAUAGUUUUAUCAGAAUAGAUGAUACGAAAGUUGCCAAAAUCGAAGACUCUAAUUUUGUUCAUUCA